AUUCAUUAAAAGGAACUUGAAGUGAGCGGUUGUUACAAGUGAUUAGUUUGCAACAUCACUUUAUUAUUAAAGCAAUAUUUAACUGCUCUAUAAGUAUAACAGUAGAAAAUUACAAAUUUUAAUUGAAAUGCUGAAUUUUAAUUUGAUCGCUGCUGUUUGUGAGAAUUCAGGUAUAGGUUUACACGGAGAUUUACCAUGGAGUUUAAAGUCGGAAUAUGAAUAUUUUACACAUACAACGAAACGGCGAUGUGAUAUGACAAAGCAUAAUGUUGUUAUAAUGGGACGGCUAACUUAUUUAAGUAUACCCGAACACGAACGACCGCUUGCAGAUCGCAUUAAUGUUGUUUUAAGCACAACUUUAUCGCCGAUAGAUCUGCCAACAAAUGUGCUCUUAUUUCCUAAUCUGGAGUCAGCAAUGAAACGAUUGGAACAAAGGGAUUUGCGAGAACGAAUCGAAAAGGUUUGGAUAGUUGGCGGAAGUGGGGUUUACAGAGAAGCUAUGUCUUCACCGCGCUGUCAUCGUCUCUAUAUAACAAAUAUUAAACAAAAGUUUAGCUGUGAUAUAUUUUUCCCUGAAAUGCCAUAUAUUUUUAAAGAAAUAGGACCGGAUCCGGAGACGCCAUUAGGUGUACAGGAGGAACAUGGCGUGAAAUAUGAAUACAAAAUUUACCAAAAGUAAUUCUUACUGUUAAUUAAAAAUGUAUACCAUAUAUAAAGUUUGAUAGUAAGAAAAG
Molecule: messenger RNA, 734 nt
Organism: Bactrocera oleae (olive fruit fly)
Lineage: Eukaryota; Metazoa; Arthropoda; Insecta; Diptera; Tephritidae
Product: dihydrofolate reductase
Biological process (GO): tetrahydrofolate biosynthetic process; dihydrofolate metabolic process; glycine biosynthetic process
Cellular component (GO): mitochondrion
Molecular function (GO): NADP binding; dihydrofolate reductase activity
Source: RefSeq, a predicted model, not a curated record